Photinus pyralis (common eastern firefly) is the source of this 691-nucleotide messenger RNA. RefSeq names its product nucleoside diphosphate kinase 6-like. The transcript is spliced from 3 exons. Bases 114 to 635 code for a protein of 173 amino acids. Gene Ontology annotation, molecular function: nucleoside diphosphate kinase activity. Gene Ontology annotation, biological process: UTP biosynthetic process; GTP biosynthetic process; CTP biosynthetic process. The record is from RefSeq and is a predicted model, not a curated record. Lineage: Eukaryota; Metazoa; Arthropoda; Insecta; Coleoptera; Lampyridae.
UCACAUCCCUAGAAAGUAGAAGGUGACUGGUGACCGGAUGUUUUCCUUCCGUUUGUGGUUUAUAAAAUCGAUAAAAUGAACUUAUUGAUUAGGUAACAAUAAACAGCACAAAAAUGCCGGCCUUAGAGCUAACACUGGCUAUACUAAAGCCCCACGUAAUUAAAAACCCCCAUUCAUUAAAAUCAAUUCGAAAGUUAAUUCUAACCUCAAAUUUCAAAAUUGUUCAAUCAAAAAGAUUCACUUUCGACCAGGAGAUUGCGAAAACAUUUUACCUUGACCAUAAAGAUAAAUUUUUCUACAAUAGACUUAUUACCUUUAUGACUAGUGGGCCAUCCGACUUGUAUAUUUUGGCACGUGAAAACGCCAUACAAGAAUGGAGGGAUUUAAUGGGACCUACUAAAACUUAUAAGGCACAAUAUGAAGAUCCCGACACAAUCAGGGGGGAAUUCGGGCUAUCAGACACCAGAAAUGCAACGCAUGGAUCAGACUCUGUGGAAUCAGCAACCAGGGAAAUGAAGUUAUUAUUUCCAGAAUUUAAUGUUUUAAAGUGGCAAGAGAACGAAGAGUUUUACUUUCGUUCAAAUUCCUUAAUAUUUUGUUGCUUUGACUUUGUACAUAAGGUUAAUUAUAAAUAGACAGUUAGUCCUAAGAUUUUAUUGAAGUUAAUAUAACAAUAAAUAAAUUUUAUGUA